GCGGAGCGCCCUGGGCCGAGCGGGUCAUUGUUUGGAGCCGCGGUGCCAGGCAGGCUGCUUGCUUGCUUGGGCCGCGCCUGGGCUGCCUCCGCGGGCCUCGAGCAGCCCGAGCCCGAGUGCUGCCCCCGAGACGGCGGCGGGCAAGGUGAGGCCUCCGUGCAUGGCCUCUGGGCACAGUCUGCCCGCAGGAAGGAGGCCUGCACGUCGGGUCUCUGCUGGCGGGGAGAGCUGCCUUGGGUACGUGACUCGUCCCUCUCGCAGGCAAGACGGGACAGAGCUCCUGUUGCUGCGGCUCCGCUGGCAGCGGCAGAGGUGGUUUCUUGGCUCCCAGCGUGGCUGGGAGGGGGGCAGCGCGCCUGCUCCCCUACCUUUUGGUGCGAGCAGCCGGCCACUGUGGAGCAGCUCACCUGGCGCUCCUUGGGACAACGAUGGCAAUGAUGCCAUUGGCUGAGACCCCCGGAGGGGAAGCCUCAUCUUGGCAGGAGGUUUUUUUGGGGUGGCGUUGCGUGUGGAGCUGGGGAGAAGAAAUCAGGAAAGCCUUUGGGUGCCAGAACCUGGCCCUGUCUUCCCCAGAUGUUGAACUCAAACUCCUCCUGGCUUCUGGUGGGUGUUUCCAGGUGGGACUAAAGCCCUCCUGUGGCAAGAGCCAUGUGGUGGUGGUGUCCAGCAGUUCCGCACCACAAUCCCCUCUGCCACCAGAUCCCAUGUAGUUUUGUCAUCUUCUGCCUGGAGGAUCUCUCUCCUGCUGGCCUUCCCAACAAGAGGAACCAGCCCUGGGCAAGGUCUGUUUGCGAGCUUCCUUGGUGUGCCACUGCCAUGUUGAGCCUGCCACAAGCCACGUGGUUGUGUGUGUGUGACCCUAAGAAGAGUGACUUGAAUAGAGCGGUGGUGAUGUCUCCAUCCAGGAGCCCUCUUUGACCUCUGCCUGGAGAGGCGCCUGGCACUUAUUUCCUGGCUGUAGGCGGGGGCAGCUUUGGAUUGUGAUCUUCUGCCUGUGAGAACAAGCUGUGUCUUGGUGCACUACCAUAAACCUCACAAGUCUGGAACUGAGGGGUGGCUUUGAAAUGUUUUAACAUCUUCCCUGGCAGUUGGGGCAGGUGACCUGUUAGGGGCAUGGUGUCUCUGGCCCUGAGCAAGGUAGUUUCAGGAAUUGGCCCAGUUGAAAGUAGCUGCUGCACGGAGGAGGCUGACUCAGAGUCAUGAAACAGGCCAGCUCUUGGGUUGCUAGGCUGGGCCUGGGGGCCGCUGCGGUCCCAGGCUGCCAAAACAUCUUGGCAGCCUGACUUGCAAUGCCACAGAGUUCUUGCCUUUAUACACCUGGACUAGUUGUAUGGGACAAGAAGAAGCAGAGAGGUUAUCGGUCUCCCCUGCCAGGCUGCCUGAAGGCUCUUAUUACUUUCUGCAGGUGACCAACCUAGAAGUGACUGGAAAGUCUGCUUUGGGCAGCUGGGCUGCCUGAUUUGUGCUUUUGCCUCUGCUUACACUCUGGGCGUGAUUCCUUCCUGGCAGAUUUGGGCAAGGUGAUCCAGAGUAAGCUCCACAAAGUUCUGGGAGUCUUCUUGCCCCCCCCCCCCCCCGCUUUGCCUGCACAGGAUGAUUGCAGCCCUAGGUGGCAGGCAGGCACUUGCAGGCUGCUAGCAGCGGUAUAAAAUUUCCAACUUCCUGGGAAUCAUCUGGCUUCCCUCCACCCAGAUCUUUGGCCUGUUUCUCUGCCCUUCCCCCACCCCCUGUGGUGUCCAGGUGCUGCUUCUGCCACCAGGGAGGUGUUCAGCAGACAAGGCUGUUUAUUGGCAUUAGCUAGUUAUCUGGUUCGAAUCCACAGGACUGAGUGAGCUCCCCUUGCUUGCUCCUGCCAACCUAGCAGUUCGAAAGCACGUCAAAGUGCAAGUAGAUAAAUAGGUACCGCUACAGUGGGAAGGUAAACGGCAUUUCCGUGUGCUGCUCUGGUUCACCAGAAGCGGCUUUGUCAUGCUGGCCACAUGACCUGGAAGCUGUACGCCGGUUCCCUCGGCCAAUAGAGCGAGAUCAGCGCCGCAGCCCCAGAGUCGGUCACGACUGGACCUAAUGGUCAGGGGUCCCUUUACCUUUACUUUUAGUCAUCUGGUCAUAGGUUCAGGAGUGCCAGCGAUAGAGAGAGAUGCAACUGAGAGAUGCAUCCAGGAAUUGCAUGUGACACUGUGGGUUUCUGGGGUGCACCUCUCAGAUUGUGUGGCCCCACUCUUUGAGCAACCAAAGCAACCAAAGAGCUUUGGCCCAGCCUUGACAAGGGUGUUGGACGGUCCGGGUUAGCCCACCUCAUUAUGUGUGCAAAAAAAAUCUGAUUCUUUAUUUUGGUAGAGAUGGCUGGGGGUGGGGGGAGGAGCAGAAUUCCAAUUAGCCGAAUGGGCACUGUGUGUGUUGGUGGUGAGAGAGACCUGUCCAUGCUACAGCUGGUGCUUUCCAGUCACCUGGACUUAUAGGGCUGUUCCUAUUCUCUGGAUCACUCGUGCUAAUGAUAUCUCACCUGGCACUAAGGAGGGUGCUGCCUGUUCCAUCUUCAGGACUCUAAAGGUGCCCUGGCAGGGAGCAUAUCCGGGACAGAGCUGUAAGGCCUUGUGGGUGGCCAUGUGCACUGUUAGCUGAGCCACAGGCUCUGUUUGCUGAAUGACUGGGGACAGCAUCCCCCCUCUCUCAAUUCCUUUGCAUGUUCUCUUUCUUGAUGGAUGCCCUGCCUUUGGCACUGUUUGUAGCGGACGCUCUGGGUCUCCUGGUAUUGGGUUGCCUCUCCUUGGAAGCAGCUGCAUGCUUAGGCAUUGAGUGUCUUUCCAUUGUGCCCCCUCCUGUCUUGGGCUGGACCAAGUCCCUCUGCCACCAAACUCCUGAGAUUCUCCUGGUCUUGUUUUCUGCCUCUAGUUGUGGGGUUGUAGACUGCAGCCUCCACCACACACAUGCCUCUGUGGUGUGAAGAUAAACAUUUGGCUUUGGGGAUGGGGUGCUGAGCCCCAAAGAAUGAAGCUGUGAACUGUUGAGUGGGCAAAGUGUGUGAGCUUGCUCCAACUGCUAGGCAUGACACACUUGUCACUGCAGUAUAUAUUGGUUAAAACUCAGAAACUGACCAAAAGCAGGGUAGUGAGAGGUUGAAAUGUGGUUGCUUUUUGUCCUUUUCUGAUAAUCUUCUUGAUCUUCUGCUUUAGGCCCAAGCAGGCAGCCUAAGUAGGACUUGGAGGGCUAGAAACCUGGCUGGCGUUUUUGGAUUUCAGCAGUAGCUAAUGAAGGUGUUUUGCCCAACAGGAAGAAGCAGCAGGGACUUGGAGCUUCCUCCAGUGUCGCUGCCAGAAGCCUUAGCCAAUCAAAUGCACCCUGACAAUAAACUGACCAAUCAUGGAAAGACAGGUAACAGCAGUGCCCAGCCCCAGCACCAUAAUGUGAGCCAAAGCCCCACCUGCAACCUGGGCACGAAGGGCGUGGGGGCAGGGAAUCAUGGUGGCAAAGCCAGCCAGCAAACUCCUGGCAACUCUGGACUGAAAACCAGCCAGCCUCCUGUGCCCGUCUUUGGGGCCUUGAAGGGCAAAGUGAAGCGAGAGCGGAGUGUCUCCGUGGACUCCGGAGAGCAGCGGCAGGAAGCCACCACUACCUCACUGGACAAGGAGCUGAAAGGCGAAGUGGCCCCCCGGAGCAAGCGGCGCUGCGUGCUGGAAAGGAAGCAGCCCUACAGUGGGGACGAGUGGUGCUCUGGACCAGACAGCGAGGAGGAAGAGGAGAAGCCUCUCAGCAGCGCCCACAAUUGUAAUGUAGCGGAGUCGGCAAUGACCGCGGCCUCACAGCUGGGCCCGGGACCCAAUCCGCUGCCAGCCUUGAGCGAGAGCAACGCGUCCGGUACACCCCAUGGAGCAACGCCCGGCCUGAGGUCGGACACCAGGAACAGUGGCGGGAAGCAGCCGUUGCAGUUCGUUUAUGUCUUCACGACGUACCUCGCUAACACGGCGGCAGAAGCUGUCCUCCAAGGCCGAGCGGAUUCCAUCCUGGGCUACCACCAGCAGCAUGUGCCCCGGGCCAAGUUGGAUCAGGUGCCCAUCCCAAAGAUACAAGCCACUCCUGAGCCGCUGCCUAUCAACCCGUCUCCUGCAAGCACCCCGCAGUCCCAGCCUGCCAUGCCCCCGAGCAGCCAAGCCCAGGGCCAGCCUCCAACUUCCGCACCACCACCUCCCCAGCCUCCGGCGCCCCCACCACUGGGUCUUGGCCAAGGACCCCUGCCUACGGCCGGCCCCCUCCCGCAAGAGGGGGCUCCUGAGGAUGCCCGCCGGGACCUGACCCCCAACUCUGUUGGGAAUGGCAGCAGCAGCAGCACCGCCCCCAGCGGCACCCAUCCUAACACGCCCACCGCCCCCAGCUCCUUGCCUGCUGGGGCCGCAGAUGGAUUGAUGGGGGAAGGGGCCAACGCUGGGCCCCCCUCGGCGGGGAACGGGCCGCGCAACGCCCUCAACACAGAGGGCCUCUCCAAGGAGCAGCUGGAGCACCGUGAGCGGUCUCUGCAGACCCUGCGGGACAUUGAGCGCCUGCUCUUGCGCAGCAGCGAGGCCGAGCCCUUCCUCAAAGGGAGUCCCGGGGCUGGCGAGGGGGGCGUCCCACCUCCCCAGGCCCCUCCACCCCAGGCCCACCAGGCCCCUCCCCCUGGGGCCGCUGGCUUGAAGAAAUACGAGGAGCCCUUGCAGUCCAUGAUCUCGCAGACUCAGAGCCUGGGGGGCCCCAGCCUGGAGCAGGAGGGCCCUGUUCCCUCUGGAGUGGACAUGGGUCAGCAGAUGAACAUGAUGAUGCAGCGGCUGGGCCAGGACAGCCUGACGCCUGAGCAGGUGGCCUGGCGGAAGCUGCAGGAGGAGUACUACGAGGAAAAGCGGCGCAAGGAGGAGCAGGUGGGCAUGCACGGCGGGCGGCCCCUGCAGGACAUGAUGCUGCCCCAGCCCAUGGGCACCAUGAUGCUGCGGGGGCCUCCGCCGCCCUACCACAGCAAGCCCGGCGAGCAGUGGCUGCUGCGGGGCGUGCCCAUGGACAUGCCCGAGCAGAUGCAGCUGCGGCCGUCCUUUGCGGGGCCGCGAUUCCCUGGGAACCAGAUGCAGAGGGGCUUUGGGGGCAUCCCAAACAUGCCCCUCGAGUCGCUGGGCCCCAUGGGCAGCGUGCAGCGCCCCCCGAGGCCCGGCAUGGCCUGGAACGAGGACAUGCCCAUGGCGGGGCCUGGGAACUUUGCGCCCGGGAACCUGCCCUACUUGCCGGGGCAGGGCGAGGCGGAGCGCUUCGUGACGCCGCGGGCUCGUGAGGAGAUGCUGCGGCACCACCUGGAGAAGCGGCAGGGGGCGAUGCAGCGGCCUCUGGGCAUGGAGAUGGAGCGCAUGAUGCAGGCUCACCGUCAGGUGGAGCCAGCCAUGUUCGCCGGGGAGGGGCUGGGCAUGGAGUUUGGGGGCUCGCGGGCCAUGAUGAGCCCGCCGCUGCGGGACAUGGAGCCGGCGCUGGGCCCCGGCAACCUCAACAUGAACAUGAACGUCAACAUGAACAUGAACAUGAACUUGAACGUGCAGAUGACGCCUCAGCAGCAGCAGAUGCUGAUGUCGCAGAAGAUGCGCGGCCCCGAGAUGAUGCCCUCCGAGGAAAUGGCUCGGCUGCGUGCCCCCAACGGCACUGCAGCCAUGAUGGGGGGCCCCCCGAAAAUGAUGAUGGGCUCGCCGUUCCCCAGUCAGGGGCAGCAGCAGCCGCCACCGCCUCCUCAGCAGCAGCAACAAGGCUUCCCAGGCAUGCAGGGCCCAUACCCUGCUGUGCCACAGGAGAUGGGCAACGCUACAGACAUGUUUGGCCCUGAGCAGGGGGGCAUGGGCAGCACCACGCGGCUCAGCCACAUCCCCCUGCCCCCCACCACCAGCGCCCCGUCCACAAACAUGCACCAGGCGCCUGUCAGAGGCCUGGGCCGCCGCCCUUCCGACCUGGCCCUCAACAUGGGGCAGAUGAACUCUCCCAGCGUGGGCCGCCUCAAGUCUCCAACGCUCAGCCAAGUUCAUUCCCCGCUGGGCACCUCCCCUUCUGCCAACCUCAAGUCUCCACAGACGCCCUCCGCCAUGGUCAACCUGCCAGCCGCCAGUGCCACCAGUGCCCCGCUCAAGUCCCCGCAAGUUCUCAGCUCCGUGCUCAACGUCCGAUCCCCCACCAGCUCCCCCAGCCACCUCAAGUCCCCGUCCAUGGCUGUCUCUUCUCCAGGGUGGGCGCCGUCGCCCAAAAACGCCCUUUCCAGCCCUGGCAUCGGGCAGAGCAAGUCAGCCCUUGGAAUGAGCAACUCUGCACCCCUGGGCAGCAUCGAGCAAGAUCCACCCCCGUCCCAGAACCCCUUGUCACUCAUGAUGUCCCAGAUGUCCAAGUACGCCAUGCCCAGCUCCACCCCUCUCUACCACAACGCCAUCAAGACCAUCGCCACCUCGGACGAUGAAAUGAUGCCCGACCGGCCGAUGCUUCCGCCAGGUGCCAUGUCUGGCAUGGGUGGGAACCAGCCCGGCCAGAUGCACAUGAACUCCGUGGGGCCAGCUCCUGCUCAGAGCCCCAUGGGGAUGAACCUUCCGGGGCAGCAGCCACUUUCGCACGAGCCUUCAAUGUCCUCGCCAAGCCCCCUGGGCGGCAACAUUCCCAUGCACAGCGGUGCGCCCCCCCAGAACCCAAUGAUGCUGCCCCCCAAUGCCCAGGACUCCCUGAACCAGCCCUGUGGCCCUUCUGGACAGCUGAUCUUCCCCCAGCGCCUCCAGCAGCCCCCCGCGAAUGGGGGCAAUAUGCCCAUGGCUCCCGGGGGGCCCGGUGUCCAGCAACACUAUCCGCCAGGCUUGGGACUGCCCCCGGAGGAACUGCCCCCACCACAGCCAGGACAAAUGCCACCGCAGCAGCAGCAACGCAUGGCUGGGAGGAUGCCGCCGGAGCCCUACCCAUCGGUGCUUCCUGGUGUGGCUUCGGUGCUCAACGACCCGGAGCUGAGCGAUGUGAUCCGCCCCACGCCCACCGGCAUCCCUGAAUUCGACUUGUCGCGCAUCAUCCCGUCCGAGAAGCCCAGCAGCACGCUGCAGUACUUCCCCAAGGGUGAGGGGCCGGGGCCCAAGGCACAGCCGCCCUCCAACCUGCACCUCAUGAACUUGCAGAACAUGAUGGCAGAGCAGGCGCCGGCCCGGCCCGGCCCUCCGGGCAUGCAGCGUGGGAUGGCCAUGUGCCACCCGGGACAGGUGCCCCCCGUGCUGGGCAGGACAGGCCUGGCGCCCCAGCAAGCCAUGAUGAGCAACAGCAUGCACCAGGGCAUGAUGUUGCCCCAGCAGCAGAACCUCCUCGCCCAGCAGAACUUCUUGCUCAUGCAGGCCAAGCAGCGCAGCAUGUCCGUCUCGGGGGAGAUGUAUGCGCAGCCAGGUCACAUGAUCUCCCCACAAGGCUCGCUCAUGGGCCCCCCACCCCAGCAGAACCUCAUGGUCUCACACCCCAUGCGGCAGCGCAGCGUCUCCCUGGACGGUCAGAUGAGCUAUGGCCCAGGAGCGGGCGGCAUGACCAACCUGCCCUUCUGAGGCUGGCAGUGGGGAGCCUCCUGGUGCAGCCAUGCUGAUGCCAUCCCCUGUCUCUGCCCUGGCACAGAGUUUGGUUUGGAUCUUUCCUCUGAGUGUGAAUUUCUUUCUUUCUUUCUUUCUUUCUUUCUUUCUUUCUUUCUUUCUUUCUUUCUUUCUUUCUUUCUUUCUUUCUUUCUCGGUUUCUCUCUCUCUUUUUCUCUUUUUCUCUUUCUCUUUUUUUAAGUAACCAAAAUGUGCAAGAGGGUUUGGAACAGCUGUAAAUAGGUUGGGGGGAAGCAGCAGCAGCAGCAGCAAAGAUUUGCUGGCUUGGAAUUGUUUGUAUUUCUGUGUUUUAAUAGAAGCCUCAAAACCUGUUUUUUUGGAAGAAACAAAUGAAAAUACAACCCAUUGACAAAGUUCGACUCAUUGUGGACUGGAAAUCCCGAGCUUAAGGGCCUAGAUGCAGGUUCCACCAGCUGAUUCUCUCUGCUAGGUGCCAGCUAGUCAGGUGAUGCAGUGGCCCUCUGCGUAGUCUGGCAGAAUGCCUUCCCACCCACCCCUCUUUCCCCUUUUCCCUAUGUGAGGAAAGGACGUCCUUUGGCUUGUAUGGUUUUGGUCCAGUCUAGCCAUGCUGUCAGCCCAGCAGCUCUACACACUGGGUCACUAGUUUGGCACACAACCAUAUAUUUUACCCCCUGAACUCCACACAAGACAUUGGUCCCCUAGCAGGUUGGGAGUAGGUUGGAUGUCUGCCUCUCUUCUCUCUCAUGUGUGCAGUCAUAGCAUUUGGAAAUGAAUGGCCCUCUUCUACACACACACACACACACACACACACACACACACAGGCAGAAUGGGAAAUGUAACUUAAAUGUUGGCCGCCUCCUACCAUAAGCAUCUCACGUUUAGCACCCUUUUCUUCCACGGUUUCCCCUCCAAGAACAGAAAUGCCAGCAUUCCCAUAUUAUUUUGGCUUGUUGCAGUUGCCACAUAUGUUCUCUCACAGGUUGAGCAACCCUUUGCCCUGGUGUAUCUCUUCCUGUCCCCUGCCCCCCCCUCAAAAAACCCCACCUCUAUACACAUGUCACAUAAUGAGAGCAAAGUGGGGGGACAUCAUAGUAAUCGUGAUUCAGUCCAUGUCAAACAAAAGUUUCAUUGAUCUCCUUUACUUGAUUUGGCUUGAAUCAUAGAAACGAGCCAGUUGAAUGAACGGAGACUAAAAGCUGGCUUUGCCAGAGCUCUGAAUGGGAACAUUUGAAAAGCCCCAUCUGCACUUUUGGACUGUUCCGGAUUGAAGUACAGUAUUUGCAUACAGAAAAAGUGAGCAGCUUGAUGACUAAAAGCAAAUAUAAUGCAGAUCUCUGAUACGACAAAGUUCUAGGCAUCUAGUAUUAAGGAGUGGGUGUUCCCCACAUCUCCCCACCCACCCCAUGCUCUUCUGCGCUUGUUCCAGUGCUGCACACACCUCGGUAGCAUUUAUCUGUUCCUUCCCCACCGAGCCUCUAUGGCAAAAAACCAUCACCAGCUGGGUGGUACCAAGAUGACACCAGGACCUGCAAGCUUGCUCACAAGGACGACAUUCCCAAGCCCUUAGGGUGUGCCACGUAAUAAAGCCCAAAUUACUUGCCCCAUUUUAAAUUCCAUCUUGCCCUUUGAAAGGUGUGCGGUACUACUUACGGAAGUGUGGAGAUGUCUUCAUCCUCCUGCUGGCAGCAGAGAUGACCUGGGAGGCAUCCCCAAACUCCGGCCCUCCAGAUGUUUUGGACUACAAUUCCCAUCUUCCCCAACCACUGGUCCUGUUAGCUAGGGAUCAUGGGAGUUGUAGGCCAAAACAUCUGGAGGGCCACAGUUUGGGGGUGCCUGAUCUAACGUGUUCUGCACUCAAAACUGAUCAGUGGAAGGGGUACAGAAGUGAGCGAAGGGGAAGCGGGGAGUCACUCGUCCUGAAAAAUCAAAGGGAAAUGUUCCUGGUUUGCGUAUUUGCCCUUGUAGCUGUUGCCCCAGCCCGAAGCCUGCAAACCUGAUCCUCUGUGGCAGCCACACCUGCCAGGUGUGUCACCUUCUUCCAAUCUGCUGCGUCUGGUUCAUCAGCAAUAUGGUGGUCCUGGGCCCCUUGCCACGCAGUCAUUCGCACAGCAGCCUUUGCUCCCUCCCUGCCUCACCUUGCGCUGUGAACAUUGUCCAGUCUCGUGUCUUGUGCUUUCUUGCUCAGCUCCCCAGCUUGAGCGACGUCUGCUGAAAGUCUGCCCUGAUCUCCUCUGUCUCUUGCCACAACCUGUCCAUUUCCUGUUCUCAACACACACACACACACACACACACACACACACACACACACACCUGACCCAAGCGAUGCAAUUUCAUGCAAUCCAGAAUUCCCACAACGGAUGUGUUUGUGCCCAGGUAAUGGGGACUGGCCCGCUCUCUUGUCAUCCCAUGUGGGGAGGGGGAAGGCCCCUCUCCCUGCCACCCAUGCAUUUUGUACCAUUCUAUAAAUAUAUAUAUAUAUAUAUAAAUAUAUAAAUACAAUAUGUGAAGACAUCUUAUUGGUUUUUAUUUUGAAAUGAUUUCUAGGCUUGUUUUUGGGUAUCUGUGCUGCCUGUAACGUAUUGAUUGACCUGUUUUAUAGGUGCCUUUUUAUUAAAAAGACAUUUCAAAACUCUCUUGGAAGGAGCCUUUUGUGGUGUCUUUGAGUGUGGGCAGGAAAGGGCUGCUUGCUAGUCUAAUGUAUGAUUGAGAGGGGGCCCGAUUCUGCAGAGUUGGGUUGUCUGGACUUUCCCUGGCCACAAUAUUCUGUGCAUGUACACACCCACCCUCAUGAUAAGACCCAUUUUUUUGCUGACAAGGGUAAUGGGAAGCAAGCCCACUGGCCGUGGAGGGUGUGAAAGGUGAAAAUUUCACCCAUUUGGUCCAAAGGAAAGCUGGGAUGGAAGAACUGUGUUUGUUUAUCAGGAAGUUAGUGGUAGAAGGGAAGCCAACUAGGGUGCAAGUCCAAAUGAGGUUCCCUGCUGAAAGAGGAUGGCUGGAGAGUUGGCUUUCCACGGGGUAAGCCACUAGGUGGCUCAGGACUUGGUUGUAUCCAAUUCGAUUCAGGGUAUUCCAUUUACAGUCAUAGCUUGGUUCUCGGACAGAAUGCGUUCCGGGAGUCCAUUCAACUUCUGGAACUGUUCGAAAACCAGACACUCACUUCUGGUUUUUGAUCGUUCGGGAGCCGAAAUGUAUGAGUUCCGGGGCAUUCGACAACCAAGGUACGACUGUACUGUUGCUCUAAGGGAGACCACAAAGUAUCUCGGCCUUCCCAAGAGCCUCUCCAGGCCUUUGAUUUGCCAUCCUGAGCCUGUUUCAUAAAUGGAUGCCAGCAGGAGCAGGAGGGGAAAGUGGGCACAAAAUCACUUUAUUUAAUGUACCCUCUGAUAUUAUUUGCAAUAGGAGCAGAAUUAUGCUGAGUUAACAUUUCACACAAGCUUCUCAUGCCCCCCCUCCACACACACGCACACACACACCCUCCCCAGCUGCAUGAGCAACACACACACCUUGCCAGCUCCCAAACAAACAAGGACUCCUGCGCAGGGAGGCAACAGGUGCUGCACUGACAGGAGAUACUCACCUUGUUGAAUGGGGAGCUGCAUGCAAUCCUAGGGUGCAAGUCCAAAUGAGGUUCCCUGCUGAAAGAGGGCGGUUGCAGAGUUGGCUUUCCACGGGGUAAGGCAACAUGUUAGGGAGAAUUCCAUCCAUUUGGUACAAAGGAAAGCUGGGAUACGAGAACUGCAUUUGUUUACCAGGAAGUUAGUGGUAGAAGGGAAGCCAACUCAAAGAGUUCACCCUGUGCUGUUGGUGCUGGCUUCAGUCUCUCCACUGAACUAGGAAGGCAAACGUCUGCCCUUUGUUCACUUCCUGGACAGGGUACCCUGGCUGCAGACGUCCUUACUUGAGCGCUGGCAAGACAGCCCAGCUGCCAAGUUGCACAGAAGCCACUUUGCACCAUGGGAUUUCCUCGUCCAAGCAAGACGAAUUUAAACUGGCAGCCAUAACAUGUCCAUUGAGCGGUUUCCUGUUUCCGGCAGUGGGGAAUGGUUGACUCCCAUACGAUUGGACCCCGGCCGUGCCAGUAAUUCAGGGCUCAUAUGGGGAUAAUUAGCCCUGGCAGACUCCCCAGGGUGGAAGAGGACCGUCUCGUAGACCUGCAGAUUGUCCGAGAUUGCCAGCUUGCAUUGUGCAAGCGACAGGACACUGGGUCCCAGAGCACGACAUGGCCGGCACUCUCUGAAGCCACUCCCAUAGCCAGGAAUAUCUGUUUUGAUAAAAUAAUCAGAUUUGGACAAUAAACAGACAUAGUCUGGACCGAAGAAGACUUGAGAAAAAACCUGCAGAAUGGUACAGUCCCUGAUGUUUAAGCUCGGACUUCAAAGAGAUUCUCAUCAUGAUGUUUGGAUUAUGAAGGAUGGUAUGUUCUUUUUUUCCUUCUCAACAUUUACAAUUGGUCUUCUACGCCAAGCCUCAUUAAGAAACCUAAUUUAUUUUGAGGAGUACAGAUGGACUUCUAUUUACAAUUAAAUAUUCAACUGCGCAGCUUUAUUUGGUUUGAAAGACUUGAUAAGACUUGAUAAAAGAAGAAACAAGAUGGCGCAUGUGACGCAGCACAGAAAAAUGAGAGUUCCUCCCUGUUUUGAGGGAAGUGGGAGGUGUUUGCUGGCUGACUUUGUAGUGGUUUGAGGCAAUAAUUUGGGACAAUAUUUGCAUCCGUUUGCAGAAUUUAUUCAUUAAGCAUGAGAGAGAAGGCUAAAUGGAUGUCUAGCAGCCCCCCUCCUAGGGCCCAGAAGGGGGGGUUGUGUGGUCUCCGAAAGCCGAUUGAUCGUCAAAUGAUUUAUAUCUGUGGAAUACAGUUCAUUUACAUUGCAAUAUUCAAACAGAAUGCCUAACAUCAAAGACAGACUUGGACAACAGCCCGGAUGGGAAUAACUCUACAAUUUAAUGAUAUGGUAGUUGCUGCAUCAUUAAACUUUAAAAGAAGACCUAGAUAACAGUUGGAAAAAUAUAUAUUUACAAAUAAAGCUAUACUCUAUGGAUGUAAGGAUAUACAGUGGUACCUCUACUUACGAAUUUAAUGCGUUCCAAACACACAUUUGUAAGUCGAAAAAAAUUGUAAGUCGAAUCCCAUAGGAAUGCAUUGGGAGAAAACAUUCGUAAGUAGAAGCAACCCUAUAUAAAAAUUCGUAAGUAGAAAAAAUCCUAUCUAAACUGUAUCCAAGAUGGCGGACGGAGCUCCAUUCGUAAGUAGAAACAUUCGUAAGUAGAGUUAUUCAUAAGUAGAGGUACCACUGUAUGAUUAUGGACAUGAUUGAGAAUCGCAUAGCCAGGGACGGAGAACUUUAAAGUGAUAAAAUCGGAAUGUGGAAAAUAGGAGAACAACAGAAAAAGGCAGGAAUGAGACAUGAAAUAUGUUCUUCAAGAGGUCGACUGUAGGAAGCCCGGAAAAUAAUAAUAAUAAGUUGGACUAUAAUUUGGUUCUCUUUUUUUAGUUUAAUAUUUUUGAUUGGAAUAUGAUUAGAUGUUAAUUGGCGGUUUGUAUUGGGAAAUUAAUAAAAAUGAUUUUAAAAAAACCAUGUGCAUUGAGCAUGGCGCUGCUCUUUUCCCUUUCAGAGUCUGUGACAACACGAGCAGCUUCUCUUUGGGUUCAUUUUGCCUUGUCCUGCUUGCUUAAAAGGUACUCUAGGCUAGGAAUGGGUCUCCAGUUGGAGAGUCCAAACAUCUUCAGGAGAACUGGGAAGUAGCCACAGGUAUUUCCAGAUCCUGUUUGGAACAAGCUUAUUACUGGCAUAGGCCAGUGCUGGGUAGGGGGAAAUGUAAUGGAGAGGGGGACCUGACUGUUUCCUUUCAUGUUGGUUUCCUGCCUUUCCUUAAAUAAUUUUGUAGAAGGCUGCAGGAGUCAAGAUUUGGUACAACUGUUGGGAAGGAAGUUUUGGAGGAAAAUAAAAUUUCGAGUUGCAAAGGUUUUAGGUUAUAAAGCCCCCUUUCACACAGCAUUUCAUUUUUAAAAGAAAAAUUGUGUAGAACAUUUGGUUAGGCCAGAACAUAAGGAACUGUUUUUAAUAGGCUUGUUGAGAAUAGAAUCCUGUACACGAAAUAUUGAAGAUUAUUUCCAACACUUAAAGAAUAGAUGGAUAAAAUAUGUGACUGCCCUUUAUUUA
This is a messenger RNA of Zootoca vivipara (common lizard), 13711 nucleotides long. The record is from RefSeq and is a predicted model, not a curated record. Lineage: Eukaryota; Metazoa; Chordata; Lepidosauria; Squamata; Lacertidae.